Molecule: messenger RNA, 1014 nt
Organism: Diuraphis noxia (Russian wheat aphid)
Lineage: Eukaryota; Metazoa; Arthropoda; Insecta; Hemiptera; Aphididae
Product: protein obstructor-E-like
Cellular component (GO): extracellular region
Molecular function (GO): chitin binding
Source: RefSeq, a predicted model, not a curated record
AUUUUAGGUGGCGUCACGCGCAGGACGGUCAGGAGGCAGCGACAGUAUUUGGAUAACAGCGGAUACGAUCGCGAUGUGGCCACAAGUAGUGACGUUUGUCCAGAAAGAAAUGGACGGUACCCGUUGGGCAACCAGUGCGACAAAUAUUUACAAUGCGAGAAUGGUGUACCUGCAGAAAAAUUAUGUCCCGACGGACUGUUCUUCAACUCAAAGUCAUCGAUAUUCUCUUAYCCGUGUCAAUAUCCACCWGAAGUAGAUUGCGAGGGAAGAACUCAAUUGCAACCCCCGCAGCCAACCAGCGACUGUCCAAGACAAUUCGGUUACUUUCGGCUGGGGGACGAGACAAAAUGUGGUCAGUUUCUAAACUGCGUAAAUGGAAUAGGAUACAAAUUUGACUGCCCCGAAGGGUUGGCAUUCAACGAGUUAACGUUUAGAUGUGACUGGCCGGAUCAGGUGGACACGUGCGACGCAGAAGCAUUUCUUGGGUUUAGAUGCCCACCCGAAGAAAAUCCGCUGGAAGGUCACAAACUCCAUCCUAACUCAGUGGAUUGUCAAAAGUUUUACCUUUGUGUUAGCGGUAGACCUCGGCUAUACAAUUGUGGAACCGGACUAGGAUUCAAUGAACUCAUUGGUGCUUGUGACAUCAGGGAAAACGUAACUUCGUGUUACUCCAGGACACCAGAUAACUUUGUUCGACUAGGAUGAUAUUGAAAAAGCGUUUCGACAACUAUUAUAUGAAUAUUAAUGGGAGUUACCUUUUAUUUCGACUCGUCCCUGUCGGAUAAAUACAUAUUACAUGCACAACUCAAAAGUUGUAAUAAUGUGUAAUACUGUAAUGUGACUAUUAUAUUAUAUUUUAUUUUAUCCUUGUUGUAAUUAAUCUUUAAACAUUAUACGUGCCAAUAUAAAAUAUUUUGUUAGAAAUUAAAUUCUCUCUAGUUUAUGAUUUCUUUUAAAAAUAACUAAUUCGUAAURUCAUUGAAAGUUAACAUAAUAUACAAAUAUGAAACAUUA